Molecule: messenger RNA, 237 nt
Organism: Dictyostelium purpureum
Lineage: Eukaryota; Evosea; Eumycetozoa; Dictyosteliales; Dictyosteliaceae
Exons: 1
Coding region: 1-237 (78 amino acids)
Source: RefSeq, a predicted model, not a curated record
AUGCAAAAUAUUCAAAAUCUGCAACAACAACAACAACAGCAACAACAACAACAACAACAACAACAAACAUUAAAUCAAAACAUACAGUUUUUUAACCCAUCCAUACCAAUUCAACAAAACUUACAACAACAAAUUUUGGAUAAUCAAUCGAAUAUGGCUAUGCAACAAUUUAAUAAUUUAAAUAAUAUGAUGAAUAAUAAUUUACAAAACCAAACUAUUUCAUUUCAAAACUCAUAA